CAAAUCGUCUCCAACAGCAAACCGUUUCUCACUUCAGCAAAUUCUUUCCCUCUGCACUAUGAAGUUCUCUCUCGCCAUCUGCCUCCUUGCCUGUCUUCUGGCCGUAGUUGCGGCUGCUCCGGCUCAGCCUCGCCUUCCCAAGCUUCGAGAGGCUACCCGCCAAAACUUUGAGUGUCUUCAUCGCGCGCCCCCGGGAUUAGAAUUCUGCUGUUUUGGGGUACCCCCGGGCUACCCUCCCUGCGAAGGCAUAUCGUUUUAGGUCUACUCUCGCCAACUCGGAAGUUGCUGCUGUUCUCUUCCUUUCUUAGGUUGCUUUGAAAAGCAUUUAGUCACCCGACAUUACGCAGCGCACGAACCAGAGAGAUCUCGUAAACAAAAUUAGAAUUUGUGGCCGUUGUGCCCACCUCCCUUUCUGAGA
Chondrus crispus (carragheen) is the source of this 418-nucleotide messenger RNA. RefSeq lists its product as hypothetical. The transcript is spliced from 4 exons. The record is from RefSeq and is a predicted model, not a curated record. The coding region runs from base 59 to 259 and encodes 66 amino acids. NCBI's taxonomy places the organism in Eukaryota, Rhodophyta, Florideophyceae, Gigartinales, Gigartinaceae.